Messenger RNA from Dicentrarchus labrax (European seabass), 4055 nucleotides. RefSeq names its product NACHT, LRR and PYD domains-containing protein 3. The transcript is spliced from 13 exons. Gene Ontology annotation, molecular function: protein binding. The record is from RefSeq and is a predicted model, not a curated record. Lineage: Eukaryota; Metazoa; Chordata; Actinopteri; Moronidae. Bases 140 to 3877 code for a protein of 1245 amino acids.
AAUAUUUCCUCCAAUGAGUGAACAACACACACUCAACCUGUUUCCUGUUCUGACUUUCACUUUCUGGGAUCCCGUGGCGCAGCUUCUUUUCUCCAUUUGAAGAUGAAAGUGUGUGUGACACGGAUAUGAGUUCUGCAGCAUGAAUCAGUCUGAGGACAGAGAGGAGGGAGUCUCUCCUUCUAAAACCACUCUGUGUGGGGAACAUGGCAGCCAGACCAAAGCUCAGAGGGCGGUCUUGGGCCUGGACUAUAAAUCGGACCCUGAACCCAGCUGUGUGUCCUGCAAGAGUGACUGGUCCAUGGAGACUCCACUGUUUUUCAAAGGACAAGCUUCACCAAUGAAGGAGACCAGUUUGGACCUGGACUUAUAUAAAUCUGACCCUGACCCGGAACCAAGCUGUGUGUCCUUAAAGAGUGACUGGUCCAUGGAGACGCCACUGUUUUUCAAAGGACAAGCUUCACCAAUGACAGAAGUCGACUGGGAGAACUCAGAGGUUCCCAGUGGUCAGUCUGCCCAGAACCAUCAAACACACUUGGACUCUGUAUUCAUGCUGCUGGAGGAGAACAUUGUGACUUUUGUGAAGAACGAACUGAAGAAGAUCCAGAAGGUUCUGAGUUCAGAUCACCCAGAAGACUCAGAAAGUCAGAGGGAGGAUGAGGAGGUGUUGGAUGGUGAUGAGGAAGAGCAGAGGAGGAGAAGCAGAGAGGCAUUUCUGAAGAUCACAAUGCACUUCCUUAGGAAAAUGAAGCAGGAGGAGCUAGCUGACUAUCUGCAGAGGAGAAGUCCUGCUGCAGUGUGGAAGCGUAAACUCAAAUCUAACCUCAAGAAGAAGUUCCAGUGUGUGUUUGAGGGGAUUGCAAAAGCAGGAGACCCAGCCCAUCUCAAUCAGAUCUACACAGAGCUGUACAUCUCAGAGGGUGGAACAGGAGAGGUCAAUGAUGAACAUGAGGUCAGACGGAUUCAAAGAGCAUCCAGGAAAUCAGUCAGACCAGAAACAACAAUGAGACAUGAAUACAUUUUUAACCCUUCUCCUGGAAGAGAUGAACCAAUCAGAACAGUGAUGACAAAGGGAGUGGCUGGCAUUGGGAAAACAGUCUUAACACAGAAGUUCACUCUUGACUGGGCUGAAGACAAAGCCAACAAGGACAUACAAUUCACAUUUCCAUUCUCUUUCAGAGAAUUGAAUUUGCUGAAAGAGAAGAAGUUCAGUUUGGUGGAACUUGUUCAUUACUUCUUUACAGAAACCAAAGAAGCAGGAAUCUGUAGGUUUGAAGAGUUCCAGGUUGUGUUCAUCUUUGACGGUCUGGAUGAGUGUCGACUUCCUCUGGACUUCCACAACACGAAAAUCCUGACUGAUGCUACAAAGUCCACCUCAGUGGAUGUGCUGCUGACAAACCUCAUCAGAGGAAAUCUACUUCCCUCUGCUCGUCUCUGGAUUACCACACGACCUGCAGCAGCCAGUCAGAUCCCACCUGGGUUUGUUGACAUGGUGACAGAGGUCAGAGGGUUCACUGACCCACAGAAGGAAGAGUACUUCAGGAAAAGAUUCAGAGAGGAGGAGCAAGCCAGCAGAAUCAUCUCCCACAUCAAGUCAUCACAAAGCAUCCACAUCAUGUGCCACAUCCCGGUCUUCUGCUGGAUCACUGCGUCCGUACUGGAGGAUGUGUUGAAGACCAGUGAGGGAGGAGAGCUGCCCACGACCCUGACUGAGAUGUACAUCCACUUCCUGGUGGUUCAGUCCAAACUGAAGAUCAUUAAGUAUGACGGAAGAGCUGAGACGGAUCAACACUGGAAUUCAGAGAACAAGAAGAUGAUUGAGUCUCUGGGAAAACUGGCUUUUGAGCAGCUGCAGAAAGGCCACCUGAUCUUCUAUGAAUCAGACCUGACAGAGUGUGGCAUUGAUAUCACCACAGCCUCAGUGUGCUCAGGAGUGUUCACACAGUUUUUUAAAGAGGAGAGAGGGCUGUACCAGGACAAGGUGUUCUGCUUUGUCCAUUUGACUGUUCAGGAGUUUCUGGCUGCUCUUAAUGUCCACCAGACAUUCAUCAACUCUGGUGUAAAUCUGCUGUCAGAAAAAAAGCCUGCUGUCAGAAAAAAGUCAAAAACAAGAAAAGAUGAAUCUGCAGAGACACAGUUCUACCAGAGUGCCGUGGACAAGGCCUUACAGAGUGAAAAUGGACACCUGGACUUGUUCCUUCGAUUCCUUCUGGGGCUUUCGCUGCAGACCAAUCAGACUCUCCUACGAGGUCUUCUGACACUGACAGGAAGUGACUCAAAUACAAAUCGGGUAAUAGUUCAAUACAUCAAGAACAAAAUUGAAGAGACUUUCUCUGUAGAGAAAAUCAUCAAUCUGUUUCACUGUCUUAAUGAACUGGUUGAUUGCUCUCUGGUGGAGCAGAUCCAACAGUCCAUGAGUUCAGGACAUCUUUUGGCAGAAAGUCUGUCUCCUGCUCAGUGGUCAGCACUGGUCUUCAUCUUACUGUCAUCAGGAAAAGAUCUGGACAUGUUUGUCCUGAAUAAAUAUUCUGCUUCAGAAGAGGCUCUUCUAAGGCUGCUGCCAGUGGUCAAAGCUGCCAAAAAAGCUCUACUGAGUGGCUGUCAUCUCUUUAAGAGAAGCUGUGAAGCUCUGUCCUCAGUUCUCAGCUCCCAGUCCUCCAAUCUGAGAGAGCUCGACCUGAGUAACAACGAUCUGCAGGAUUUAGGAGUGAAGCUGCUCUCUUCUGGACUGGAGAGUCCACACUGUACACUGGAGACUCUCAGGCUGAGUAUGUGUGACCUCUCAGAGAAAAGCUGUGAAUCUAUGUCCUCAGUUCUCAGCUCCAAGUCCACUAGGCUGAAAGAGUUGGACCUGAGUAACAACCCCCUACAGGAUUCAGGAGUGAAUCUGUUGGCUCCUGGACUGGAAAGUCCACACUGUAAAUUGGAAACUCUCAGACUGAGUUUGUGUGGCCUCUCAGAGAGAAGUCUUGAGGCUCUGUCCUCAGUUCUCAGCUCCCAGUCCUCUAGUCUGAGAGAGCUGGACCUAAGUAACAACAGCCUACAGGAUUCAGGAGCCAAGCUGCUGUCUGCUGAACUGAAAAGUCCACAAUGUACACUGGAAACUCUCAGGCUGUCCGGCUGUCUGAUCACAGAGGAAGGCUGUGCUUUUCUGGCCUCUGCUCUGAGUGCCAACCCCUCCCAUCUACGAGAGCUGGAUCUGAGUUACAAUCAUCCAGGAGACUCUGGAGUGAAACUGUUGUCUGCUCUACUGGAGGAUCCGCACUGGAGACUGGACACUCUCAGGUUGGAGCCUGGUGGAGUCCGAUAUUUGAGACCUGGUCUGAGGAAGUAUUCCUGUGAACUCACAUUCGGCACAAACACAGUCAACAACCUCACGCUGUCUGACAACAACAGGAAGGUGACAUGUGUGCAGGACGAAAUGGUAUAUUUUGAUCCAGACGAUUUGGGGCAUACAUGUUUUCAGAUACUGUGUACAAAUGUUUUGACUGGUCACUGUUACUGGGAGGUCGAGUGGACAGGAGAAGUCAAUGUAUCAGUGACUUCCACAGGAGUGGAAAUGAGAGACAGUGAAGACUUUGAGUUUGGAGAGAAUGAUCAGUACUGGAGUCUCAGCUGCUCUGAUGAAUGUAGUUACCGUGUCUGUGACUAUAACAGAGUGGAAUUCUUAUCUUCCUCCUCUGACUCUAAGAGAGUAGCAGUGUAUGUAGACUGUCCUGCUGGCACGGUGUCCUUCUACAGCGUCAACUCUGACACACUGACCCACCUCUACACCUUCAACACCACAUUCACUGAACCUCUUUAUCCCGGGUUUGGGCUCAUGUUAACUGGUUCCUCGGUGUCUCUGUGUUCUCUGGAGAACAGUGUAGGACCACAGUGAAUCAGUGAACUUCUUUCAAAAUGAUUGAAAAUAUUUCUCAUUUACACUGUAAACGUCUUCCAUUUCCAGCUCUUUAAAGAUAGAAGCUAUGAUCAUUAAAUUGUGCUGUUGACUCGUGCCUUCCGUCAUGUGUUCUGAUUUGUGGUUUUGUUACAAUAAAGGCAUAAUGUUACUGUGA